Messenger RNA from Corythoichthys intestinalis (scribbled pipefish), 4094 nucleotides. It is a transcript of the gene igf1, whose product is annotated as insulin-like growth factor 1. The record is from RefSeq and is a predicted model, not a curated record. NCBI's taxonomy places the organism in Eukaryota, Metazoa, Chordata, Actinopteri, Syngnathiformes, Syngnathidae. Gene Ontology annotation, biological process: cell population proliferation; insulin-like growth factor receptor signaling pathway; regulation of protein phosphorylation. The coding region runs from base 388 to 951 and encodes 187 amino acids. The transcript is spliced from 5 exons. Gene Ontology annotation, molecular function: hormone activity; growth factor activity; insulin-like growth factor receptor binding. Gene Ontology annotation, cellular component: extracellular region.
UUGAACGCGUGCCCAAAAAUCCUUAAUGAAUAACUUCGGAGGAGCGCUCGCAGGGCUGAACGCCGGCCCAGCUGUUUCCUGCUCCACAUGUCUUUGCUGUGUGUGUAAUGUUAGAUAAAUGUGAGGGAUUUUCUCGCUAAAUCCGUCUCCUGUUCGCUAAAUCUCACUUCUCUCCAAAACGAGCGUGCGCAAUGGAACAAAAGUGGGAAUGUUGAGAUGUGACAUCGGCCCCCGGCGCGCGCAUCUCGUCCGCUCGUUCUGCCCGCUUCGUUCUUCUCCUCCUUCUCUUCUCCUUUUUUUUUUUUUUAACUCCUCUUUUCAUGACUUGAAACAAGUUGACUUCUCGCCGGCUUUUUUUGGGGGGUUUGCUUGCGGAGACCCGCGGGGAUGUCCUGCGCUCUUUCCUGCCUCCGGUGGCAUUUAUGGGACGUGCUCAAGAGUGCGAUGUGCUGGAUGUCCCGUAGGCGCACCCUCUCACUACUGCUGUGCGUCCUCAGCCUGACUCCGGCGGCUUCAGGGGCGCGGCCAGAGACGCUGUGCGGGGCGGAGCUGGUCGACACGCUGCAGUUUGUGUGCGGAGAGAGGGGCUUUUAUUUCAGCAAGCCGACGGGUUACGGGCCCAACGCCCGGCGGUCGCGGGGCAUCGUGAACGAGUGCUGCUUCCAGAGCUGCGAGUUGCGGCGACUGGAAAUGUACUGCGCGCCCGCCAAGACCAGCAAGGCCGCGCGCUCGGUCCGCGCCCAGCGCCACACGGACGCGCCCAGGACCGCCAAAGUGGCCGGCGUGUCCGGCCACAAGACCGAAAAGGGCCCGGAGCGACGGGCGCCCGUGCAGACGGACAAGACAAAGAAUAAGAAGAGACCUUUGCCCGGACACAGUCACUCAGCCUUUAAGGACGUGCAUCCCAAAAACUCGAGUCGAGGCAGCGCCGGCCGAAGUUACCGAAUGUAGGCGAGGGGAGAAGGCCUUACCUGUGGCCCCCCCUACCCGUCGCUACCCCCCCAACGGUUGGCCCUAAACCAGGACGGCGACGUGACUAAAGGAUGAAGAGUGGCGAGACUACCGCGGAUCUUGUCAUUGUUUUCCACCGCCAUUUUUCUGUCAACGCCACGUAACAGACGCGAGCUUAGCUGCAACCAGACAGGUGAAUAAGCGGACGGGAACCAUCUCAAAUCUUCCUAUUAUCUACCCAUCACGCAUUGCUCUUUUUUCCUCGGAACAAAACCCCAAAAAGACCGAGGUGGCUCAAAGUCGGAUAUUUUACGCAGAUGGCUUUAUUUUUGGGGGGGACUCUCGGGUCCGGCCUAACAAUUCUAACUUUAGAGGGGGGGUUUUGCCCAUUUUUGAUCAAGAAAUGCAUUCCAACAGCAGGAGGUGAAUAAAGUCGUCCUUUUAUGAUAUUUAAAUCCCACUUGAACGCUUAAACUGCCGUUGACGAUGAUAGACGUCCAAUCGUGUGGCUCAUUUCAUCCUGUUUGGAGUUUGUCACUAAGGCUAAGUUCAUACCGCAGGUCUUAAUGCACGAUUCCAAUUUUUUGUCAUAUCUGUUUUUUUAGAGUGCCCGUUCAGACUGCCUUUGGCCAUUGAGCCCGUUCAAGUAUCACGCAUGCGCACUAAUUUGCAGUCCGACAUGCGCUCAGCAAAGUGACCCGCAUGCUCAGAAGCAUCAAAACAGAUUACACAUGCUAGCUGUAUGUCAUUCCAGGGUGAUGAUAUUUUAAUUUCCAAAAAGAGGACAUAAAUAACAGACCUAAAUAAUCCCUGUUUAAUAUUAUAUUCAAAGUUGAUAUGGACUGAUAGAAGGCAUAAACGCAAGCACAUUAACCUUGAUGCGUGUGCGUGACGUGACGUGGGUGCGUCAGUUUGCACCGUCUCGGCCAUGUAAGCAAUACUGAAAUAAUAAUAAUAAUAUAUAAUAAUUAGGGCUGUCAAAAUUAUCGUGUUAACGGCCGGUAAUUAAUUAAAUAUAAAAAAUAUUUGACACAAUUAACGCACAUGCCCCGCUCAAACAGAUUAAAAUGACAGCAGUGUCAUGUCCACUUGUUACUUGUGUUUUUUGUCUCCCUCUUCUGGCGCCUUGUUGCGACUGAUUUUAUGGGUUGACAUCAACAAUGGCGAGCUACUAGUUUAUUUUUUGAUUGAAAAUAUUACAAAUUUUACUAAAACGAAAACAUUAAGAAGGGUUUUAAUAUAACAUUUCUAGAACUUGAACUAACAUUUAUGUUUUAAGAACUACAAGUCUUUCCAUCCAUGGAUCGCUUUAACAGAAUGUUAAUAUUAAUGCCAUCUUGUUGAUUUAUUGUUAUAAUAAACACAUACAGUACUUAUGUACAGGAUGUAAUGUAAUGUAUAUAUCCGUCUUGUGUCUUAUCUUUCCAUUCCAACAAUAAUUUACAGAAAAAUAUAGCAUAUUUUAUUGAUGGUUUGAAUUGCGAUUAAUUACGAUUAAUUAAUUUUGAAGCUGUGAUUAACUCGAUUAAGAAUUUUAAUCUUUUAAUAGCCCUAAUAAUAAUAAAAUAUUGCUCAUUCGGCGCACAGAAUGAAAAUCGAGAAUUGUCAGGCUUAUCCUUUUCUUCAUUUUAUUUUUUUAUGACCGUGGUCAAGCCCGCUUCGUGCGUAAAAUCAGAGUUCAAGCUAGGCGAUAAUGCAUAGCUACAUCGCUGCCGUCCUGCCUGCCGGGAGACUUGACAGUUCAGACCGCCAGCCACAUUCUUGAAAAAUGUGGCCUUGGAUUUCAACCGCGUACGAAAGUGACCCAGAUCGGAUUUGAAAUGGUCCACUUCUAUGUCACUUUCAGACCGUCAAGUUAAUGCUUCACUCAAGUCUGGAAAAGACAAAAAAAUGGGAUUUGUUCAUUAAGACCUGCGGUGUGAACCUGUGAAUCUAUUUGAACGGUGAGGUCAUUUGCUGCAAGUCCUCACCUUUUAAAUGGAAUGGAUGUCUAUCACCGUCAAUGGUAGCAAAUGAUUUGAGAAGGGGAAAAGAUUUUUAAAAUACGUCCCUGUUUUGCACUUUUCAUUCAUUCUUAUUCAUGAAACACGGCUUUAUUCACUUACAAAAUAAUUUUUAAAAGUAUUCUCCUCUGCCUCAAAAAAAAAAAAAAAAAAAAAAAUUAUCGUACAACCUAAUUUAUUCCAAAUGAUUUUGUUCAGGCACCUGUUUUGUUGUUAAAUUUAAAAAAAGGAAAACAAGAAAGACACCAAAGCCAAGAGUGAAUUUUUCUCAUUUUCAGUGCUUUUCAGAAAUGGUCGCCCACCGAUUCAAAGUGCAUUUGGCAGAAGGCAAACAUUAAACACAUUUAGAAAAAAAAAAAAAAAAAAGCCAGCCAAAUUGGACACUUGUCAACAGCCCGGUCGGGCCCGAAAGCGAGCUGAAAAGGGGGCCGAUCGCGCACAAAGCCAAUAUUGUCAUAGUCAUCGCUCUGCCUGCGUAUAUUCCUAAACACGUAUGUUAUCAUCUAUGCAUUACUAUUUCCUAUAAGAACAAGUGUCCACUGUAUAAUGGUGCUACUUUGUGACGGACAGGUGGUAGAAUUGUUCAUUCGCGGCCACUACAAAAGAGCAGAUAGCGCUGGGAAUUUCACCCAAACCCCCCCCGUACUAUCUUUAAAUUAUUUGAUCCAGUCUCGAGAACGCCCCAAAAUUUACAAAAAAAAAUAAAGUACUGUGAAAUGAAACGACCCCCUUUGACGCGUUAAUUGGCGAUAAAGUCCGAACUGAUGACGUUUUUAACGUCACGUAUUUCAGUCAAAAGGCAAGCCAAAGACUUUUUUUUUUUUUUUUGGUGGGAAUUCGCCCCUCCCUCAUGUCGACAAUUGUCACGAUGAAUCAUUCCAACACGACGACGAAGACAACGCCGCGUUCUACCGGCGCGCCUUCUUGAGUUAAAAUGACCAAAAAAGUGACAAAUUGUUCACCAUUCCUGCUGAAUAAAGCACUUGUCAACAUUGCAGACGUUGUGUGGCGCCUUUUUCGGAUGGCGUGCAUGCGGUGACAUUAACUUUUUGUUCAUGGUUUUGUCAACUCUACCACUGACAACGAUAGACGUCCAAUCAGAUGGCUCUUGAAUUAACACAAGUACAGUGGGGCAAAUAA